This is a messenger RNA of Paramormyrops kingsleyae, 2051 nucleotides long. RefSeq lists its product as uncharacterized. NCBI's taxonomy places the organism in Eukaryota, Metazoa, Chordata, Actinopteri, Osteoglossiformes, Mormyridae. Gene Ontology annotation, cellular component: cytoskeleton. The record is from RefSeq and is a predicted model, not a curated record.
GUUCAACGACCCACCGCCUAACCCGGAAGUGCUUUUCACACUCUCACCCUACCUCCACUCUGCUUCCGUCUUCUUGUUCAUUUUGGCUCAGAUCGGAACGCUCCCUAUGACCGAAAUAGUGCACUAUAUAGUGCUGUUCGGAUCCCCAACGGCAAGUCUCAUUCCCUGUAUAGUGCACUAUAAAAUACCCGCAAGGAGACGUCUGCUGUCAACUGAUCGCACCUGAUUUAAACAAGAUGGCGCAAGAGGGCAACUUUAUAUAUAAAUUGACAGACGAGGACACUGCGAAGUUAAUCAAACUGCGCGCAGCAAAUGACGCUCUUUUCACCGGCAAGAGAAAUGCUGCCAAGUUUGGCUGGAGAGCAAUACUAAAGGAACUGGGCCUGCAGGGAAAGAUGAGGGCUGACCAGGCGGCGAAAAAGUGGGAGAACCUGAAGAAGAAAUACAAGGACCUAAAGUACCCCCCAGUGGGCCACGGUAUACAGACUGCAGAGGUCACCUCCUCACCUUGGCAGUGGUUUCACCUCAUGAAUGAAGCUAUGGAGGGCAGGCUUGCCGGGAGUGCCCCAGUCCUGGCGGCCAUUUCGUGCAGCACUGACGAUGAAGACAUGUUUGCCAUGCCAAUCAGGAAGAUACGGAAGGUGGAGGAAAAGAGCGAAAUUCUGGAGUUCUUGGCGGAUGCAGCACAGGAGGCGAUAGUGACAGAUGAGAAGGAUGGACUGGUCAUGGAAAACAGAUUAAUAGAGAUGGACAGUGAGAAGCUGGCCCUUGAAAGAGAGAGGGUGGGAAUAGAGAGGGCGGGGUUAGAGGCAGAGAGGGCGGGGUUAGAGAGGGAGAGGGUGGGGCUUGACAGAGAACAAGCCAUCCUGGAUCGGGAGCGUGCAGCACUGGAGAGGGAGAAGGCGGCACUGGAGAGAGAGAGUGCUGUAAUAGAACGGCAAAGAGCACAGCUGGAGAAAGCACGAUCGGCAUUGGACAGGGACCGGGCUGCCCUGGAAAGGGACAGGGGUGCGCUGGAGAGGGACAGGGCUGAGCUACAGCGGGACUUAGCAGCACUGAAGAGUGGCUCGGUGGAGGAGCAAAGCAGCACAGCUCCGACAGGUCUGGACAUGGAUUCUGGGAACAGGAGAGAAAGAUUCCUGGUCCUGUUUGAACAGCUCAUAAAGAAACUGUGAAAACAGAACAACAGAACUCCAGGUGUUGUUUUUAAUACGUGAAAAGUACAUAAGCAACUCACAAUAUGAGGAAUUGCAGAGUAUGAACACAUGCCGUUUCAGCCUGUGAUGCUUUACUUGACAGACACUUGGCAGCCAUUGAAACAUGACUCUCCUGCUUCACAUCAGUCUUUCAGCACCUGGCAACACUAGUUACUUAACAAGUGAAAAGUGAAAGUCUGUUUACCUGCUGUAUUUAUUACAGGGAAGAGUUAAGACAGUCACUCAAAUACUAUUAUGUCCCAUUCAAUGAGGAAUUACAAAUGAAGAUUGAUGAGUUUUGUCUUUCUGCUGGAAACUUUUAAUCCAAAGUGACUCAUUAAAGCCAUCACUGUAAUAAUUCCGUGUUGGCAUUUCGCUUAAGGGUAUGACUGCGAGACCUUUCUCAGUUUAUAUAAGCACAAUGUUGGCAGCUCGCCCAGAUGAAAGUCAGCUGUUUCCCCGCUGGAUGGUGAACCCUGAAAGUGUUGUCUUUUAACUAGGGCUGUUAAAAUUAACGGGUUAACGCGGAUUAAUCCAUCAUCAUGAUUAAUCUGAUAAAAAAUUUUAAUGCAAUUAACCCAUCUGCAGCGCAGAAUGAUUCAAAAUCACUGAAAUGUCUCUGUCAACCCAUUUCGGGUAGUUUUAGUGCGUUCCAUUUCCCCUCGGAACUUGUAUUCCGAGUCGGAUUCCGGAGUUUUGAAGCCGGAAGUGACUAUAUGCGCUCCCGUUUGUCGGACAUCCGAGAAAUAUCUCGGAGCAGCACAGAGGAUCCCGAGUUCAGAAUCCAAGAUGGCCGCGCCCUUUAUCAACAGAAGGGAAAGUUGUAGUCUUAUACUGUUUAAGCACUACUUCUCA